AUGGGGUUGCUGGUCAAUUUGGCUACGUUUAGCCAAGUGGCCGCCCUAGUCAGCGCAGCCUCCUCCCAUAUUGUUACGGAUCCAUACGUCGCAACUCAAUGGAAUGCGUGCCCUUCAACUUGCAAUACUGGUGACUCCAGUCACUGGGGCUACUACAGUAAUCUUCGCAUCCUCAAAACCUGUGACGAGCCAAUGCUUCUGAACUUUGCUGUCAACAAUCCCAUCCGAAACCAGGCAAACCCCGGACUACUGGCUUGCUCUCUGUCCGCUGAUGACACCUUGCCAUCUGCAAAGGUUCAAAUCGAGGCCGCCGAUACCAACCUGUAUACAGCAAAGGAUGUGGAGCUGGAGGUCGCUUCUCGCGGCGAUGCAGCAAGUCAAUACACACCCCACGCCGAAGCUGCGGCAAAGCUUGUGAAAUCCCAGUUUGAUAAUGCUGGCGGAAUAUAUACUACCAUUGCCUUUGGGUAUUCUAAUGGAGUUGCUUUGGGCGCUUACAUCGGCUCUGCUAUAGCAAGAGACAACGGCAUUCUUGCAUCUUUCCUCGACAAGCUCAGCAAGGGAGAGCUCAGCACAUCUGGUUCUAUGAUGCAGGUUUGUGACACCAGUCGUUCAUCAGCAUAUACUGUCGGUGUUGUAUCUGAGGCAAACUCCAACAACAAAGAAGCUCUGUCUGUUGUUCAAGAAGCCCUUGCCGCCUGGAAUAGGGGUGAAUGUGUCAAAAGUUACAAGAACAGUCGAAAAUCAGAGAUUACUGUUGGGGAAGUUGUCCGUCCGAGUGGGAAAAGCUCUCAGAUUAGCUCCCAUGCGAAAGCCCAUGCCAAGAAGUCGCACUCAAGACUCCACAGUCGUGCAGACUGCAGAACUAUACAACUCACUACUGAACAAAGUUGUACGGAGCUUGCUGCAACCUGCGGUAUCUCGCCUGCUGACUUUACAGAGUACAACCCAAGCUCGACUUUAUGUGCCAAUUUACAGAAAGGUCAACACGUUUGCUGCUCAGCUGGAACUAGGCCUGAUUUCGCACCCAGCCCAAACCAGGAUGGAACUUGUGCAACAUACAAGAUCAAUAACGGGGAUCUCUGCAGCCAAAUUGCUGCCGCACAUGAUGUCACUGUUGAUAAUAUCAGCGACUGGAAUAAGAAAACCUGGGGAUGGCAAGGUUGCGGAAAUCUCCCUUUGAAUGGCUACAUUUGCAUCAGUUCAGGUGACCCACCUAUGCCUGCAAACGUUCCGAACGCCGUCUGUGGGCCACAGGUAAACGGAACCAAGAGACCAGAUGAUUGGGAUGAUAUUUCGGGCCUCAAUCCGUGUCCUUUGAACGCCUGUUGCGAUAUUUGGGGUCAAUGUGGAAUCACUUCUGAAUUUUGCACGCCAACGAAUUCUACUACUGGAGCUCCCGGCACGGCCGAGAAAGAUACAAACGGCUGUAUCUCCAAUUGUGGAGUUUAUAUCAAAUUGAACACAGGCAUCACCAGUGAACCGGCUACCUUGGCAUAUUACGAGGCAUUCAAUAAUCAAAGACCAUGCUUGAAUCUGGAUCCACAAGCUAUCAUGACCCUUGAGGUAAUUGGUGGUGAAGAUGGAAGUUUUGCCAUCUAUUUCGCGUACAGCUAUAUCCAUUUCGCCUUUGCCAACAUUACCGAAGACUUUCAGGUUGACAUAGGCUCUGUCAAAGACGAGUUCGACGCAUUCAAACAGUUGGCAAAGCCAAAAGAUCCCACCGGACAAGAGAUCAAUCAGCGCAAGGUUCUGUCUUUUGGUGGCUGGUCGUUCUCGACAGAUCUGGACUCCUACGCUAUCUUCCGCAAGGGGGACAAUAAUCUCGACGGUUUGGACUUUGACUGGGAAUACCCCGGGGCUCCUGACAUCCCGGGCAUUCCAGCCGGUGAUCCCGACGACGGUGAAAGAUACUACAACUUUUUGAAGGAGGUUCGAGACAAGCUUCCAUCAGGAAAGACCGUGUCUGUUGCUGUCCCAGCAUCCUUCUGGUAUCUCAAGGGCUUCCCAAUCAAGAAGAUCUCCGAUGUUGUGGACUAUAUUGUUUUCAUGACAUACGAUCUCCACGGUCAAUGGGACUACGAUAAUCCCAAUGGAUCGGAUGGUUGCGAUGGUGGCUCCUGUCUUCGAUCUCAUGUGAAUGAGACUGAAACUGCUCUUGCGUUCGCUAUGAUCACCAAAGCUGGUGUGCCAAACAAUAAGAUCUUCGGUGGAGUUGCCAGCUAUGGGAGAUCUUUCGGGAUGGCAGACCCCUCCUGCUACGGCCCAACAUGCAAGUUCACAGGCCCGGAGUCGGGAGCCAGGCCUGGCGAAUGUACUCAAACUGCAGGCUAUAUUGCAAAUGCAGAGAUUGAAGAGUGGCUUUCUGAUGAGAAUGAGAAAAUCCACACUUACUACGAUGAAGACAGUGCAUCGAUGAUCUCCUACUCUGAAAAUGGUACCUGGGUCGCUUACAGCAAUGAGGCCAACCGGACUGCCCGUUUACUGGACUGGUGGCAAAAUGGUCAUUUCGCUGGAACUGCUCUAUGGGCACUUGACCUUACCGAGUUUGUCAGCGAAGAUUCUGAUGGCUCAAGAUUGGACGCUAUCUACCCGACCAACUGCACCCAGUCUUUUGACAACAUGGAUGAUUUGGAGGCUGCGACUGGGCUUGAUGACUUCUGUGUGAACAUCUACCUGAUGCAGGCAUUAUCAGGAAAUCUUACCGCGUCUCUCGAAAAGUACCAAGAGAUCUUGGACGACGAGUACGACAAGAAAUUCGGCUGGUAUGAGGAAGCCGUCAGGAAAUCUGCCCCCCUCAGUCUACAAUCAUUUUUGAAGGCAAAUGAUACCAAAUAUUUCGACUGCAUUCAAAAUGGAGAUGCAGACUACACGAAUCACACAGACAAAGGUUGUGUUCAUGACAGAGAACUUGGCCUUGGCGUUGACGUGUACUGGAGCGUACAUGACAAAGAACAGUUCGAAACAGACCUCACAGCAACGACAGGAAUCUCACCUGAAUGGCUUCGGUGGGAUAUGGACCCGGAAUCAUACCAUGACAGUUAUACGGGGAACGAGGGAACCACUACCAAUUACGGAAAGCCAUGGUUGAAGACGGAUUACACAAUUGAUAACCCUAAGGACAUGAUUUCAAAGCGACUGCCGAAUAUCACUGCAUUCCAUGAAAACCUGGAUUUCACGGCUGGGCUCGCCAACUACAGCUUCUACUCAGGGGAUACAAGUGAUGUUGUGGAUGGAGCGUCAACACUUGUUUUCAUGGUAUCAUCAGCCGUGACGAGUAUGUCCCGCGUUGAGGACAUUGGGGAGGACUACGAGGAGCAUAAGAUUAUAAAUGCCAUUUUGUGGUUUGUUACAGCUGUUCUCUUCCUGAUUCCCGGUCUUCAGGAGGGAGCGGAGGCCUUGGAACUUGGCACUCUGGCAGCAUCUCUGAGAAUGAUUGGAACCGCUGGCGAUGUUGGAAUGAGCGUAUAUGAUGUUGUUAACAUCAAAGAGAAUGGUCCAGCUGCUGUACUCGGUAUACUUCUGGCCGGCGCUGGGGCUCUUUCCAUGAUCAAGGCCCCGACUGGAUUUGCCAACGCGGCCAAAGCCCGAAGAGCGAUUUCCGCGACGCAUAUUGACGCGUUGGGAACUGAAGUCAAGGGUGGAAUGGCCCAAGUUGAAAAGUUGAUACAACGGUGCUAUUAG
This is a messenger RNA of Penicillium bovifimosum, 3684 nucleotides long. Its product is annotated as class V chitinase. Lineage: Eukaryota; Fungi; Ascomycota; Eurotiomycetes; Eurotiales; Aspergillaceae. Gene Ontology annotation, biological process: carbohydrate metabolic process. The coding region runs from base 1 to 3684 and encodes 1227 amino acids. Gene Ontology annotation, molecular function: hydrolase activity, hydrolyzing O-glycosyl compounds; chitin binding. The record is from RefSeq and is a predicted model, not a curated record. The transcript has 5 exons.